Molecule: messenger RNA, 5789 nt
Organism: Trichoplusia ni (cabbage looper)
Lineage: Eukaryota; Metazoa; Arthropoda; Insecta; Lepidoptera; Noctuidae
Product: N(G),N(G)-dimethylarginine dimethylaminohydrolase 1
Exons: 5
Coding region: 376-1176 (266 amino acids)
Biological process (GO): positive regulation of nitric oxide biosynthetic process; arginine metabolic process
Molecular function (GO): dimethylargininase activity; amino acid binding
Source: RefSeq, a predicted model, not a curated record
CUUCAGGCAAACUCCCAAUAAACUAAUGUCAAAUUUUCAACCCAACCCGAUCCGACCGUCGACCGAUCGUAGAUCGUGGAUCUAAAAAGUAGGCUUCGGUUGGGAAAUUGUUAGGCGACCGGUUGAUUUAUUGUCUGGUGGCAUGGCAUUGGCAUAAUAAGAUUCUCUAUUACGUACUGACUGACGAGUCUAACUGCUAUAGUUUCAUUCGUUUUUCAUAAUAUCUUUUCAUAACUGAUUUAUUUGUUGGUCGUGAACUGUAGGUGUAUUUCGGCAAAAAGCUAUUUGCAAAAUCAACAUUAAGCUUCCCAGAAAGACAUACUACCUGUUGAACAGAAUAGUGGUGCUUAUUGCAUAGAUACAACCCAUUCAAAAAUGGAUUUUAAAAUGCACGAAUAUAGUCACGCUUUAGUGGGCAAAGUGACACAAGGAUCUCACCACGGGGACGGAAUAGAUUUCGAUGAUGUUCGUCGCCAACACGACUGUUACCUGAGACUCCUUAGAGAAUUAAAUGUGGAAGUAGUUGAAGUAGAUUUGCAAGGGACACUGCAUGAAAAAGUAUUGGUAGAAGACCUGGCUAUUAUUUGCCAUGGAAUCGCCUUGCUGCCAAAGAGCAGUUCUACAAUCGAAGCCCACAAUACAAAAGUUCUAAAAGAAAUCUUAACAAAAGAUUUGGGACAAACGGUUAUUGACAGCAUUGAUCCCGAGGCAAGCAUUAGCUGUUCUGAUGUCCUGUUUACAGGCCGUGAGUUCUUUGUCGGUAUAUCUAAUAAUACAAAUGAAGCUGGAGCAAGUGCGGUCGCUGAAGCGUUUCCUGAGUUUCCCUGCACUCCUAUCAAGAUCUCUAAAGGAGCCAAAGAACUGAAGAAAUACAUCACUGUGGCUGGGCCAGAUAUUCUGUGCGUAAGUGCUAGUAAAGAGGCAAAAGAGUUGCUGAAACGGAUUGAGCGUGAAGCCAACUACCCUUAUCAGACCCUGACAGUUCCAGAGGAUGAAGCAGCCAAUUGCCUUUAUGUUAAUGGCACCCUUAUUCACAGAGCUAUUGAGGAAAUACCUGAAGCAUUUAAAGUGUUCUGCGAAAAGAUCGACUUCGCCCGAAGAUCAAUUUGUUUUUCUGAACUCGCAAAGUUGCCGGCUGGAUUAAGUUCGUGCAGUCUGCUGGUGAGGAAGCCUUAAAUACGGGGAAAGCAAUCGGUAUUCGUAAAGUUGUUUGCAUCUGGUGAUAGUAGCAUUGUCCUCUCGAAAUAGUAGAUAAUAUCAGCAUACAUAUAUAGUGUUAUGAAGCAAGCACUGCCAAGAUCUGCGCAUAUUGUUGAAGUUUACGUAUAAAUUUAAAAGGUAACUAAUUAAUAGAUAAAGGCGAUUAGAAUCAAAAAAAUAUGGCUGCAAGAACUUAAUAUGUAAGCACCUAAUGUCUACUAUCAUCUGAUGUAAAAGAAAAAGAAAAAGUAAAAGGCAAUGCCUAUGUGUUCAAAAGUAAUACCAAUGUCAUGCAUAAACUAGCUUCUGGUUAUGAAAAUAGUGCUUCUGUAAUUUUGUUAAUCUUUGUAUUUUAGUUCGUUGCAUAAAAUAGACAGGGUACAUUUCCGUGCAAGUUUAAGACCAAAAAUUGCGUCAAGAUGCGACAUCAGUAAGAGGAUGAAAAUUUAUUUAUUAAAUAAUCAAGUGUAGGUCCUAAAGCAAUCCCAUUGUAAUGAAGCUUAGUUAGCUUAGUUAAAUUGUUUGUUUAGAAGUUUUACACAUCUGUAUAGGCUCUAACCGACGUGACGGUGUGGCAUAAACCGUGCGGACGUUAUUAAUGGAAAUGUACCUUAUGAAAAGUCAUAUAAAACCAAGUAAACUCAAUUAAUGAAAAACGCUUAAGCUUACCAGAACAUGUAGCAUAAAGAGUUAAUGUUCUCAAAAAUAUCUAUGUUUAUGAUUAUUUAUUUUCUAUAACUGAAUGAGAGUGAAAGCCCAGCUUAAAACUUCCUUAAUUGUUGCUUUUUUUGUAAAAUUAUAUACACACACUUAUACCAUUUCUAAUGGUGUGUGUUUGGUCAGCGGUUAAAGAUUGCCGCAAAGAGUAUCUAUUGUUUGGUGACAAUUUAAUGAAGCGGACUUUCUGCCCACACAUUAUUUGAACUAUUUGUUCAAAUUCAAAAUUGCCAAAUUCUUUUAUCUUAAAUAUUCUAUUCUUCUAAAGACUUAUUUCAUUUCCCAUAUUUAAAACAAAGUUUCGUUUAACACCGACUACAAGCAUUUAAUUAUUUAAGGAAAAAAAGUGAGUUCGUGUCUAAAAGUCAGUGCUUACAAAAGUUUUCUUGUAAAAUAUUUAUUUAUUCCUUUUUUUCCACUUUACCUCAAUAACUUAUUAUUUCCAACACAUGCAUAAUAUAGCAGUAUUUAUAGAUUAAGGUUAUCACAAACUGCUUAGUGAAAGCUUUUAUUGUUGACCGACUAAGCAAAGAGGUUUCAACUCAUUAGAAUCUUCAUGUUUAUAUUUGUACCUGUAACAUGUAUUAUGUAGCCUCACUAUAAUGUGGGUUAUUAUAAGAUUAAAAUAUAUCGGUACUAUUAUACAUAAACGUACAAUGAUAAUAUUAUAACCUAAAUUGGUUUUAAUCAGUGUUGUGAACAAAACGAAUCUCGUUUUCAACGACCUUCAAAAAGGAGGUUGUCGUUAUUAUCUAGGUGUUUAUGAACCUCUAUAUUUUUUUUUCUUUUGUGUGAUUAUUUAGAGAAUCAAGUGUGCAAGUCUUUGUAGUUUAAAUUAGCCAAGUUUCUUAAUGUUUUUCCUUUAAGACUAUUGAACUAAAACGUGUAGUUUUAGGACUCCCUCAUAGAAUUUGUGUAUAUUUAACUGAAUACAACCAUUCCCUUAGCUUCAAGACUGAAUUUACAACGCUUUUAGAGCAUUAUUAUUAGGGCCAAGCAGUUGAUUGUAAUUGUUGUGACGACACUUGAGCCCAGCGCCUGAGCAUAUAGACUAAAUACAAAACGUACAAAAUAUUAUCCCAAACUAAGGGAGGCAAAGGUGUUUAGUACAAAUGUAAGAGUUUAUUAAAUACCCGUGACCUAUAGAUAUUCUUAAUGUUUCCUUUUCUAAAUAUUGAGAUUAAAUCCUCAAAUACUUGCUGUCUUCCAACAAAACAAAAUGUGCUGUUGGUUUUUGAGCUUCUUCAGUCUUUUUCACGGAAGCCUGUGAUUAUGAAUCUUCUUGGUAACUAGAAAAAAUAACAACGGAAAUAUCUAUUGUAAAAUACUUUUACUUUUCAUGAAAUACUAUCGGACGUAUUCAAAAACUAUAAAAGUGUUACUGUCAAGUGGAAUGACAGACAUCAAGUUACGAGUGUAUAUAUAUGACAUAUGACGUCAUAGGUCAUGGUUAUGGCUAUAUACAUAAUUUCUUAAUUGAAUGCGCUCGUAGAGUUCAAUGAUAACAUUCUCUAUUCUACUUAUUCCCUACGAUUUUUAUCAGCUGUUUCGGGUCAUUCCACAAUCUAAACCCUAAUAUUCCAAACUUUGUAUUCCUUAUGACAUUCCCCUUUUAGAUAAUAGGUGUUUUGUUUUCUUUCAAAGUUUUCAAGUUUUUGUUGUAAUAAUUCAUAGAAAAUAUGAUAAGUGAUCUUAUAAUCUCAUGUUAUUAAAAUUGUAAUCAAAUGUGUUUAAAAUUAUAUGUUGUUAUGUGGAUUCACAGUAUGCAGUAUUAAUACAUAGUAAGUGAGAAUAUUAGUGAAAAAGCCGGUCAAGUGCGAGUCGGACUCUGGCACUGAAACCUCAGUCAUAAGUCAUCGUACGAGUAGAUUAAACGAAAAUAAUAUUUGAAAAAAAAAUGUCGUUCUUUAAGUUCCUGACUGUACCAAUUGCUGCCUAAUCUUCUUUUUUUCGGCAACAGAAAUUGAAUGAUUUAAACUCUAGCUAUGACGGAUCACCAGAACAGAAUUAAACAGAGCAAAAUAAACCAUGUUGGCUACGGCGGCCAAUCAUACUGGGUCCCGCCAAAGGACGCUUAAUAGAAUAGUCAUAUAACACAGUAUAACACGGACAAAAGACCUUUGUGUGGGGGUUGUUCUUUUUAUCGAGACAAUUUGAGACUAUUGUAUGAUAUGAAAAUACAUGUGAAUCCAUAUAAUUUUCUUUUUUCGAUAUUGUAAUCAAAUUCGUAAGACAAUGUUGCGUCAUAUUUACUUGAAAAAUUAUUUAUUAUAAUAUAUUCUUUAUAAAAUGUAAUAUAUCCAUUGUUAAAUGUUGGAAUACACAUAAAAUAUCUUGUUUUCGUCAUUUAAUUAAGUAUAGUGAUUAAUAUUGUUACUUUGAUGAUAAAAUCACAACUUUUGCAUUUUAUUAUUUGGUUUUGCAAACAUUCUUAGAUGUAACAUAUUAUGGAUGUGUAUUUAUUUGUAAUACCUGAUAUUUAGUCUGAAUAAGACAUAUUAUUAUCUACAUAUUUAUUAAUAUAAUUAUGUAGUCUUUGGUUUAAAUCCUCAAGUCUGACCUGUCGUUUUAUCUUAAAUGUUGAGCAAUAAGAACUAUUUAAUCACAUGUAUUUAUAGAAUAUUUCAAUAAUUACAAAUGUAUGAACUAUUUCUGUAGUCUUAGUAUGUAUUAUGUAUUAAAUAUUUGCCCCAUUCUUAGUCUAUGAAGUAUUUUGUACGUGUUCAUAAUAUAUUCGCUAUUUACAGGAAAGUAUAAUAAUGUUAAAACAUUCUGAAUUUUAAGAUUUUAUAUCCUUCAUCACUAACUACUUCAAAAUCUUAUUCUUUGAAAUAACUUGUAUGACAAUAAAUGAAUUAAAGCUGGCAGUUGACAAUACAUAAACUAAAUUAAUAUAUUGAAUUGCAGUGUAAAGGUUUUCGUAUUAAUAUUGUGAAAGUGAACUUAAUAUCCAUGUGCAAAAGAUUCAUUUUUUAUUAUAAUAAUAUUGUGAAGUAAUUUGAAACCCUUUUUACAAUGUGGAUUUUUGUGAUUUCAAAAGUAUACUAACAUUUAAAUUUGUUUUGGCGUCGCGCCCUCUAUUCUGUAACUCUUGCGGCUAAAACCAAGGGAACUUUCAUCGUAAAUUCGCACACAUGCUAAAGCUGUGUUUAUUUGUUAUUAAUUUAUUAUUCUAUGCACAAUCAUUCCUUGACUCUCUAGUAUUAAUGUAUUAUGUAGAUCUGAUGUAAUAAUAUGAUUAUUUAAUUCUCUUCUUAUGUAUUAAUAAGCUGUAUAUGCGUUUAUCUUAUCUAAUGAUUUUAAAUGCGAGUAUCUCUCCAAUGUGGCACUCGUUAAAGUAUAUUUCAUUAUAAUUAACAACUAAUAUGUUUUAUACAUUGUGCUUAAGGCUUACUGCCCCUUCUUAAAACGAAACCUAUAGUCGUUUUGGAAGUGAGACGAUACUACAAUUGUUGUCUCUCUUUCACAAGUAAGUAAAUCAAGUCAAGAGAGGAUAAGAGGUCAACUUGCAUUUAAAAAAACAUCUCAUAAAAAAGUCUUAUUAGAUACUGAUACUUGUGGUAAAAACAGGUAAAAUAAAACAAAGAAAUCGUCUGCGCGCUUAAUAUUGAUCUUGAAUAGUACUUUUACAUUUGUAGAAAAGAGAUGGCGCUACCUGUACCUUAGUGCUUCAUCUCUUACACAACUGUACUGGUCCUAAUUUGAGAGCUCUUGGUCCAGGCUUCGCGCUUAGCGUUCAGCAAAGUUUUGCCUGCAGGUUAAAUCCUCGUGUAUUACGACGAUAAAGAAAUCAGUGUUGUGUAUUUUAUACCUAAAAUAUGGAUGUGAUUGCAUGUUAGAUUUGAAAUAAAUUAUGUACCUAUGUACUUUGA